Messenger RNA from Notolabrus celidotus (New Zealand spotty), 1436 nucleotides. RefSeq names its product Yip1 domain family, member 3 (gene yipf3). NCBI's taxonomy places the organism in Eukaryota, Metazoa, Chordata, Actinopteri, Labriformes, Labridae. The transcript is spliced from 9 exons. The record is from RefSeq and is a predicted model, not a curated record. The coding region runs from base 204 to 1229 and encodes 341 amino acids. Gene Ontology annotation, cellular component: Golgi apparatus.
CUGUGACGUCAUCACGUAAACUUCCGUGGAGGCGGAGUCAGUGGAGCAGAGGUUUGGCUGUCUGUGAUGUAGAUUUCAGGGAUCAAAACAUCCAAUAUUUCGUUAUAAACGCGGAGAUCAAACUCCGUGGAGCGUCCCGAGAGAACAUACGAACCCACACCGACCCGGGAAUCACACGGGAGGAGAGCUGCCGCGUCGUGGAAAUGUCUGCGGGCUCCGGAAACAGGAACACGAACACGGAACCAUGGGGAAGCUUCGAUGAUAACCUCAUCCAGGGCAGCAGCUCUGCUGUCGUCGACAUGGAGAACAUGGACGACACGUCGGGCUCCAGCUUCGAGGACAUGGGGGAGAUGCACCAGAGGAUGAAGGAGGAGGAAGAGGUUUCAGCCGAGGCAGCCGCCACCGGUGACGAGGACGAGACCGGUGAAGACGGAGAGUUCCUGGGGAUGAAGGGGAUAAAGGGGCAGCUGGGUCGACAGGUGGCUGACGAGGUGUGGCAAGCUGGGAAGCGGCAGGCCUCUAAAGCUUUCAACUUGUACGCCAACAUCGACAUCCUCAGGCCGUACUUUGACGUGGAGCCGGUGCAGGUCCGCAGCAGGCUGAUCGAGUCCAUGAUACCAGUCCGCAUGAUCAACUUCCCCCAGAAAAUCGCAGGUGAGCUGUACGGUCCUCUGAUGCUGGUCUUCACUCUAGUGGCGAUCCUGCUGCACGGCAUGAAGACAUCAGGAACAGUCAUUAGGGAGGGGACCCUGAUGGGAACAGCUAUAGGAACGUGUUUUGGUUACUGGCUCGGUGUUUCCUCCUUCAUCUACUUCCUGGCGUACCUGGUCAACGCUCAGAUCACCAUGCUGCAGAUGCUCUCCCUGCUGGGUUACGGUUUGUUUGGUCACUGCAUCGUCCUCCUCAUCACCUACAACAUCCACUUCCACUUCCUGUUCUAUGUCCUCUGGCUGCUGCUGGGAGGGCUGUCCACUCUGCGCAUGGUAGCUGCUCUGCUGUCUCGUACGGUGGGUCAGACUCCUCGACUCCUCCUCUGUGGGACUCUGUCGGUCCUCCACAUGCUCUUCCUGCUCUAUCUUCACUUCGCCUACCACAAGAUCGUUGAAGGCCUGCUGGACUCUCUUGAAGGACCCAACAUGGUUCCUAUGCAGCGGGUUGCCAGAGACGUCCCUGAACUGACACUAAAUGCCACGAUGAAGAGCCUGGGGACCCUUCUAAAGACCCACUAAGUCCCUCCAACACCAACACCACACCCGACAAACAGAAACAUCUCUUCCUGUCAGAAAGUUCCCGUCAGCAUCACUUUUAUUAUUUGUUUGUACAUUUUUUAUCCUCUCUGUAAUAUUUGGUUUUGGGGUUUCUUUGUUUUCCAUGUUCAGAUGUAUUUAUCGUUUCUACACAGAAACUCAAAUAAACUUUAUGGACUAUGGGUUGGA